Messenger RNA from Alternaria infectoria, 1419 nucleotides. RefSeq lists its product as uncharacterized. The record is from RefSeq and is a predicted model, not a curated record. Bases 1 to 1419 code for a protein of 472 amino acids. The transcript is spliced from 3 exons. Lineage: Eukaryota; Fungi; Ascomycota; Dothideomycetes; Pleosporales; Pleosporaceae. Gene Ontology annotation, molecular function: acyltransferase activity, transferring groups other than amino-acyl groups.
AUGGAUUUCCUCAAGCGAUUCAAAAAGCAAUCUUCCCCAGCAGUAGAUGCUACACCAACCCCAUAUGCCGACGACGACGUCCUUCCAGUACACACACUAGACGACACGAAGACUUUCCGUAGCAUCAUAAUUACAUGGACACUCUGCUUCAACGAUGUUCUCGAUGCGGAUAGGCUCCGGUCCUCUCUAGCAAAGCUCUUGGAAAAUGGGGACUGGAGGAAGCUUGGAGGACGCUUGAGACUCAACAACAAGGGUGCAUUGGAGAUUCAUGUCCCACGCCAGUUCACAUCUGAGCGACCCGCCUUCUCGUACAGCCAUGUCACCAUCAACACUCCCAUCGAAGAGCACGACCUAGCCAAGAAGCUUCCCAAAGCCAACAGAGCCGUCUUGAUCUGUCCAGGACCCACGGAGUUCAAUGACCUGGCCGCUAGCGCCGACGCGCCCAUGACGUUUGAGGACUUGAUCGCUGGAGACACGCCACAAAUUUCGGUCCACAUCACGUCUUUUACCAACGCAACACUCGUGGGACUCUCCUGGCCCCAUACUUUGAUGGAUGUAAUUGGCAACCAAAACCUCCUCUGCGCGUGGUCGAUGCCGGCAGAGGAGUACAUACUCAAGGCCAAACAGCUCAAAGGGCUGAGUAUGGUCAAAUUUGGAGCGAGGUUCGCAUGGGAUAUGCUUACUGGUCCUGCUCCAAAGUCGCAGACGAUUUACCUGCCAAAGGACGUCGUGGCGAAAUUGCGCGUAGCAACUGAGCAAGACCUACCUGUGCAGGAGAACGAUGACGGUAUAGUCGAGAAACCACCGUUCAUCAGCGAUGGCGAUGUGCUCACUGCAUGGACACUCCGCUGUAUCGCAUCUUCUCUGCCAUCACCCCGUCCCUUGACCGCCCUCCACGCAAUGAACGCUCGUUUCCGUCUUCCUGAACUCAUCAACGCGAAGGGUAUGUACAUGCAAAACAUGCUCGUCCCAGGCUUCAUCUUCGUCACCCCAGACAUGUCCACCGGCCCCCUCGGUCCCACCGCCCUGCACAACAGACAAAGUCUCCUCGCCCAAGCAACCGAAGGCCAAGUCCUCGCCAGCAUCCGCGAGCAACGCAUCUCCGGCGACCCAUCUACGCUCCUCUACAGCGACGCAGAUGCGAUGUUGGUGCCUUUUACCGACUGGUCGAAAGCCAAGUUCUUUUCUACUGUCGACUUUGGGCCUGCGGUUGUGAGGGCUGGUGAUGAGAGUGAGGGAAGGAGUAAUCCGCCUGGUAUGCCUGCGUUUCAUCAUUGCUCGAGUAGGAUACCGAAUCCGGCGAAUAGGCUGUUGGUGCAUAUUUUGGGGAAGGAUCAUGCGGGGGGUUAUUGGCUGAGCUUGAUUAUGUCGCCGAAGGCUUGGGAGAAUGUGGAGGCGAGUUUGAAGGAGUUGAGUUGA